This is a messenger RNA of Spodoptera frugiperda (fall armyworm), 1323 nucleotides long. RefSeq lists its product as uncharacterized. The coding region runs from base 75 to 1214 and encodes 379 amino acids. The record is from RefSeq and is a predicted model, not a curated record. Gene Ontology annotation, cellular component: cytoplasm. Gene Ontology annotation, molecular function: dimethylallyltranstransferase activity; (2E,6E)-farnesyl diphosphate synthase activity. The transcript is spliced from 5 exons. Lineage: Eukaryota; Metazoa; Arthropoda; Insecta; Lepidoptera; Noctuidae. Gene Ontology annotation, biological process: trans, trans-farnesyl diphosphate biosynthetic process.
GCAGUGUACAGCCUACUGUUGGACACACAUUAUAGUUUAUUUGUUUACAAAGAAUUUCUUCAGUCCAAGUCAAGAUGGCGAAUUUGUUUGUCCGAAGAACAUUGUCCUAUAAUCAGUUUAGGACGUUGCACAAGACUGCAGUUAAUCACAAUGUGCCAGUACCGAUCACUUUCAACAGUUACAAGAACCAGCAAAAAUUCCGAGAAGUCCAGUCUGAAAUGCUGAGCACCUUGAUGACCAGCCCCAAGUUUGAGAAUCAAAUAGACGACGUUAAAAUUUGGAUGACAAGGUUGCUAGAUUACACGCUAGAAGGUGGAAGAAGAGGAAAAAGUUUAUCAGUACCAUUUGCUUAUGAAAUGAUGGAAGAUCCCAAAUACUACACUCCAGAAAACCACCACAGAGCACGAAUUCUGGGGUGGGUCCUGGAAUUUAUACAAGCCUAUCUGCUAACUGUGGAUGAUAUUCUGGACACGUCGCUAACUCGCCGAGGCAAGGAGUGUUGGUACCGGCUUAACGAUGUUGGGCGUGGGGCAGUCAAUGACUGUGGCGUCCUACUAACCUGUGCCGUAGAAGUAUUGGACAUCUACUUCGGAAAGGAACCAAUUUUCCCAGAUUUAGUCAAACUAACCAGUGGGACUGUGUUGCACACAGGAAUAGGUCAGUAUUUAGAUUGCGCAUCUGACUACACUAAGGAGAAGAAUAACCUUGACAAAUUCACAAUGGAGCUCUUCGAUACAAUAGCACACCAGAAGACUGGCAUCUACUCUUUCAAAUUCCCUAUGCUCCUAGCUCUUACACUAGUAAAAGACGGAAAGAAUAGGUACUCAGAAGAAGCAAAUAAGAUUGCUUGGGAUUUGGGCAGGCUUUGGCAAUUUCAGAAUGACUACAUAGACCUGUACGUUGACGAUAAGACCACAGGGAAGAUAGGCACGGAUAUUCGAGAAGGUAAAUUGACCUGGUUUGCCGUAACAGCGCUGCAGCGCUGCACUGAAGAACAACGUUCCAUCUUCAAAGAAAACUACGGCAGCGACAACCCUGAACAUAUAGAGCGCAUCAAGCAGCUUUUUGAUGAAUUAGAAAUGGAAAAAGUGUACAAAGAGUAUGAAAGUUCUGUAUAUGAAGAUUUAGUUCGUAGAAUUCGAGCUCUGCCGACUAAAGGAGAAACACGAUUCUACUUGGAAAUUUUGGAAGCGUGCUGUAAACAAAUGUACUGAUUUAUAGGCCUAUAAUGGCCUGUCCUUCUUACCAUACGUUAAUGUAAGUGAUGAAUUGACAGAACAUAUAAAGAAUGAUCUGUAAUAAAAAUUGUUCAUUAAAUAUGUA